AUGACAGACUCUAUUCCUGCUAAUGGGGAAGGAAAGGACCCUGAAAUUGAGCUCUUUGUGAAGGCUGGUAUAGAUGGAGAAAGCAUUGGGAACUGCCCAUUCUCCCAGCGUCUCUUCAUGAUCCUGUGGCUCAAAGGAGUUGUGUUCAAUGUCACCACUGUUGACCUGAAAAGAAAGCCAGCUGACCUACACAAUCUGGCUCCUGGGACCCACCCACCUUUCUUGACUUUUAAUGGAGAAGUCAAGACAGAUGUUAACAAGAUUGAGGAAUUCUUGGAAGAGACUCUUGCACCUCCAAAAUACCCCAAGCUGGCUGCUAAGCACCGGGAAUCAAACACUGCUGGAAUCGAUAUCUUCUCCAAAUUUUCUGCAUACAUCAAAAAUACCAAGCAGCAGGAUAAUGCUGCCCUGGAAAGAGGCUUGGUGAAGGCUCUGAAGAAGCUGGAUGACUAUCUGAGAACACCUCUGCCAGAGGAGAUUGAUGCAGACAGCACUGGAGAGGAGAAAGUGUCUAAACGCAAGUUUCUGGAUGGAGAUGACCUGACUCUUGCUGACUGCAACCUUCUGCCCAAACUUCAUGUUGUCAAGAUUGUUGCAAAGAAAUACCGCAACUUUGAGUUCCCAACAGAGAUGACGGGGCUGUGGCGGUACCUGAAGAACGCGUAUGCCAGGGAUGAAUUCACCAACACCUGUGCAGCAGACAAAGAAAUUGAGCAAGCCUAUGCAGAUGUGGCCAAGCGACUCAGCAAGUCCUAACUGACCUCAGCAGUGGCUCAGUAUCCCCUUUUACAGACUCUUCUCCUUGUUGCCUUAAGAUAUAUUUCAUCAUUAUGCUGUCUGGUUGGCAUCCCUAUGACUUCACCUGUUCAAGUGUAUUGGUCAGGGACAAAUCUGCUUCUCCCUGGAGAAAACAGAAGGCAGCUCUAGCGUGGGGGGUGGAGACCCUUUGAAAUCUGAACCUAUGAUACAACUCAACUAGUAUUAUUCGCAAUCAGUAUUGGAAAUGAGUCUGCUUUACUGGUUUCUUGUUUCAUGUUGAGGGUAUAUCACCACCUGUAUUCUUCUGGGUUUUAAAAAUAGGAAAUUAGUUGAAUUUUCAAGUAAGAGAGUUAGGAACACAUAGAACUGGUUCUUCUGUAGGUUAUUUCUAGGAUGCUUUUUCCCCCAGUGCUGUUGAAAUCCUUGAGGC
Messenger RNA from Antrostomus carolinensis (chuck-will's-widow), 1189 nucleotides. RefSeq names its product chloride intracellular channel protein 5. Lineage: Eukaryota; Metazoa; Chordata; Aves; Caprimulgiformes; Caprimulgidae. The record is from RefSeq and is a predicted model, not a curated record. The transcript is spliced from 6 exons. The coding region runs from base 1 to 756 and encodes 251 amino acids.